Naegleria gruberi is the source of this 696-nucleotide messenger RNA. RefSeq lists its product as uncharacterized. The transcript has a single exon. The record is from RefSeq and is a predicted model, not a curated record. Bases 1 to 696 code for a protein of 231 amino acids. Lineage: Eukaryota; Heterolobosea; Eutetramitea; Acrasida; Naegleriidae.
AUGAAUACAAUCACUCUUAUUACCUUAAUAUUUACUGUCACUAUAUUAGCAGUAAUAACAGGUGUAACUAGUAGUACCACUAAUAAUAAUAAUAAUAAUGGUUUAUUAAUUGUUGAUAAUGUUCAAACAAUAUCCAAUCCAAAAUUAAGAAUUGAAGCACUUGGUAAAAGAGCAUUUAUUUCACCUUUAAUUUUAUUAUCAAGUAACAAUAAUAAGCCUCAUAAUCAUCAUCUUAUUGCUAAUAAUAAUAAUAUUACAACAAUAACAACAUCAAAUGGACAAUAUUCUAAUAGAAUGAGAGGAGUAUCAGCUAAUUGUGCAUAUGAUAAUAGUCAACAAGAUGUAAAGAAAUUUAAAUGUUCAUUUGAAAUUUCUAAAAAGAUUUUAUCACAAAAUUUAUAUGGUAAAGCUGAAACUAUUUUAUCAAUUAAUUUAAAUCAACACACAGCUAAUAUUAUAAUGAAAGCAAAUAAUGAAAUGAUAUAUCAACAUACAUUUACAUUAGGUGAUUUAAUUCCACCUAUUUGUGCUGAUAUUUUUUAUAAAGUUGGUUUAUGUUUAAGAAUUAAUAAUGUUCAUUUCCAUUCUCAAUCACCUCAAUGUUUUAAAUUAAAUUUACAAGUUUAUUUACAAGCUUUAACUUUUGAAGAAGUUAUUUUAUCUGAACCUGUUGGUUUUAAUCCUAAUUUAUGUUAA